Molecule: messenger RNA, 2372 nt
Organism: Bufo bufo (common toad)
Lineage: Eukaryota; Metazoa; Chordata; Amphibia; Anura; Bufonidae
Gene: TCTN2
Product: tectonic family member 2
Exons: 18
Coding region: 65-2152 (695 amino acids)
Biological process (GO): smoothened signaling pathway; protein localization to ciliary transition zone; cilium assembly
Cellular component (GO): MKS complex
Source: RefSeq, a predicted model, not a curated record
CGGCUUGACAUGGCGCCUUAGCAACCUGGGCGCGCGGUAUUGUGUAGUGAAAGGACCUGGUAGGAUGCUGCCUCGGUGUGCCCUGGGCCUGGUGACCUUGGCAGUGGUCGGAUUAAUAACCCAGGCGGGGGCACAGUCAGUUGUAGGUUUCUAUCCCUCCAAUGUCUUUUUGUCCGGACCACAGAUGACCACGUUCCUUGUUGCCAAUGUAUCCUCUGCUCGCUUAUCUCUGGCAGUCAUUGCCAAUACAACUUCUAUACCAUCUCCAAGUUGUAUUGGAGGGACUACCACUGAUAACUGGUCGUCAAGUCUGGAAUCCUUUGAUGCUGGGGGACAGUUGGUUGUAGCCAAAGUGAUGGUCACCUUCAGUAAGAACCUGACCUUAUGUUCAGGCAAUGAAACGAAUUGCUGUCGGGAGGUUCAGUGCGUUGUGGAAACCCUUCAAGUCACCGCCUGUGAGAAUAACAUGCCCAUAGCCAGCAUGCUCGUUCAUGCCGAGAUUUUUAUCAAUAGCACUUCUGUAGGGAUGGUCUCAGAUAAUAAAACUGUGAUCCCUAACCAAGUGUACCAACCACUAGGACCCUGUCCCUGUAAUCUGACAGCCGGGGCUUGUGAUGUCCGCUGCUGCUGUGAUCAGGACUGCAGCCUAAGCAUGAAGGAGCUGUUUAACGGAUCCUGUUACUCUGGUGUUUUUGGUGGAAAUAUCUCUCCACCUUUUGACCAACUUUGUAGUGUUCAAGAAAAGAACCAUGCUCCUGAUUGGUUUCCGUUCCUGUGCGUCCAGUCUUCCAUGGACAAUUCACCAUUUCUGGGCUAUUUCUACCAUGGAUCCACUGGAACACCCUCCCAGACUCCAUCUUUUAAUUUGAGCUUUCAGUCCAUUUAUCAAAGCACCUUCAAUGGUUAUAAACAAGGAGAUGCAAUAUUAAUCGAUCUAAAUGGAUUCAAUGAAUAUCUUACAAUUCCACAGCAAUCUGCGAUUGGGACAUGCGUGGGAUAUGCACCAGUGGCUUAUCUUCGAGAUUUCAAUGCUUCAUGUAUCACUGAUAUAACGAUGUGCUCAGAUGCAUGGACAUUUAAUUUGGGUGAUGUGAGGGUUAAGGAUGGCAGCGGAGGUACAAUUCCUAUUAACAUACAGCUUAAAAACAUUACACAGGAUAUCACUCCUACAGGACCUGCUCUACCACAAAUCGUGCAGUGUGAAGUGAAUGUGUCCGCAGACUACAUCUUUAUAUGGGAAGCUAAUACAAUUAAGGAGAUACAAGUCACCAUUGAGACUGCCAAUAUCACUCUUACUCAUCAGGGAAAACUAGCUCAAAGAUUCACAGCUACAUUUCUCACCAGCAACAGCACUACUGAGGUCCUCUCUGGAAAUCCAGGAUACCAAACUGGAAAACCUGUAAUAGCUGCUAAUGGGGGUGCGCCAUUUACCAAGACCACUCUUAAUGUCUGGAAACCAGUUUUUGAUAGCUCAUGCUCGAACAUCACUCGGACACCUAUUCUUUUUGGAGAAAAUUCAUUUUCUGGGUGCCUCUUCAAAGUAGUCAGUGAGAACUGCACACAGCUAAGGGGAAAUGUACUUUCCUGGUUUCAGAAUUCACUGUUUUCUGUCAGUCGCAUAGCCAUCAGAGGAAACUCAAAUGUCAGUGAUCCAAGCGAAUGGGUAUCAAUCAUAUAUGAAGACCCCAACACAACAUGUACAGAGAACUGCAGCAUAGAAAAUGUAAUGUGUUUAAAGGUACCAUCAAACCUCAACAUUCAGAUCUUAACAGCAGUAACGGGCGCUGUUGAGGGCAUUCCCCAAGAAGAGAUCCUGGCGGCUAAAUUUGGUUUUUCAACGGUUAAUGUAAAUUGUGUGCCUACCUGUAACCUGUCACUUCCACUGACCGCCUCUGUGCAGUUCAUCAGAGUACCAGCCCAAGUGCCUUCAAGCAUCACAAGAUUUCAAAUGACGAAUACAGAAUAUGACUGUGAGAAGAAUGACGUGUGCUGGCAGCAGCUUGCUUAUCCACUGACUAAGUAUUACACAGGAGAGCCACAACAUCUGACCCUGGCUAAAGGAUUGAUCCUGGUCUUCUUUUUCAUAAGUGCCGCAGUCCUUGGAGCACCAUGGAGCAGAAUCCGUAAAGCCUGGAAUGAAACUACCCUUUAAAAGAUACUCUAACCUGGACUAUUGAAGAGGCAGGUCCUCACGUAAAUGCCUAAAGGGGUUGUCUCCUCUCGCUGUUUCCAGGCCGAGAUGGGACUAAGUUCUGUAUAUUGUAAAUAUUGGAUUGUGUUCUUGUCAUUGAAUAGAAUGAUGUAAAUAUCUUUACCAUUUGAAAUUAUUUUAAUGCCAUUUUCACAUAACAAAAUUAUAUUUUAAGUAUGAU